AUGUCAACAUUCGACUUAACUUUACUCGACCCUCCUCGCUUGCCUUUGCCUGAGGCUCAGGCGUCUGUCGAGGCUGCGCCAAUGCUUGAGGAGCCAGCUUGGGAAAUUCCUAAGCCUGCGCCUGUCGUCAAAUCCGAGGGUGACUGCAUACUCUGCAUCUGGAAUGCACUGUUGCCAUCGGUCGGCAUACUUUUGGGCUCGCGUCCAGAGCUCCUCCAAGAGCGUCUGGAGGACAUUGAGUCGUGGCUCUGUGAGUGGGCGCAUUUUGAGGCCAAUGCGUGCAUCUGCACGCGCGAUGCGCUGAGUGCCGAGACAUUGCUCCCAAUCAGAGAUGAGGAGAAGGAGGACCUCCGAGAUCUGAACAAGUGGGUGGCAGUGGCAGUGGAAGAUGCUCGCACGGAUAAGGAGAAAGGGAAGGGAAAGGAGAGGGAGGAGAACCCAGACAUGGAAUGCACACCAAUGGUAGAGCCGACCACAGCUGAUGAUGCCGAUGACUCUGGCGAGUCUGAGGUUGAGGUCGCGGAGGUACCGAAGAAGGUGUGCCCUGCGCUCAGGCCAGUGAAGCCAUUGCCUGCAUGCCCUGUCGCUGGACCUUCAAGGGUUUGUGUGGACAAUUCGGAGCUCAAGUGCCUUCGCGCUGAUAACGAGCGUCUUCGGGUGGAGGUUGACAGGUUGUGCACCCCGCAGGAGGACUACAACCGUUUUGUGCAGAACCUUAAUUACCAGGCCCGCAAACAGCAACAGGAGCUCAUCACGAUGAGCAAUCGCCUUUACUCAUUUUCGGACAAAUGGAGGGUGAUGGGGCAGGAGAUGGACAACUUCAUUGUGGGGCAAGAGCGUGCAUGA
Suillus bovinus is the source of this 846-nucleotide messenger RNA. RefSeq lists its product as uncharacterized. Lineage: Eukaryota; Fungi; Basidiomycota; Agaricomycetes; Boletales; Suillaceae. The transcript is spliced from 4 exons. The record is from RefSeq and is a predicted model, not a curated record. Bases 1 to 846 code for a protein of 281 amino acids.